CUUAAAUCUAAAGGAAGGCUAUAGACAUAGAUAAAACAAAGAAUACCAAGGUCUUAUCAAGUUCAGAGGCUAUGCCGAUUCUCAAGAACCUAAUUGUGUCACUGAUCGUUUUACUUCUCCUGACUUAUGGCCGUGUUGAAGCUAAUCAUGAGCAGAAGAUGAAAGCUAACGAUGGCGGGCAAAGUUCUGGGAUCGCGAAAAUGGGAAAGAAUUCAUUGUGGGGUGGCUUGUGCCGCAAGGUGCCAGUUGGCAUCGAGACAGAAUUUGUGCAAGAGGGCUUGUGGGACCUGCUGUGCUCGUUGCAACUGUGUGCCACCCGGAACCUCCGGCAAUCAACACCUCUGCCCGUGCUACUAUGCCAUGACUACGCAUGGCGGAAGGCUCAAAUGUCCUUAAAACUAGCAAAAAAAACCAGUAUGUGUUCAUAUGUAGUGUAUGGUUAGACUUUGAAAUAUUUUUC
Striga asiatica is the source of this 460-nucleotide messenger RNA. NCBI's taxonomy places the organism in Eukaryota, Viridiplantae, Streptophyta, Magnoliopsida, Lamiales, Orobanchaceae. The record is from the annotation of a GenBank genome assembly.